AUGGGGUAUGGUUUGUGGGUGUUUUGGUGUUGUGUUGAAUUUGUAUGGGGGGUUGGAGUUUUUUUGGUUUGGGGUGUGAGGGUGGGGGUUUGGUUGGGGGUUUUGGGUUUGGGGGUUUGGGAUGUGAGGGUGGGGGUGGAUUGGGUUUUGGUUUUUAUGGUUGGUUGGUUUUGUGGAGGUGUAAUUGAGUGGGUGGGUUUUUUUGGAGUUUUGAUUGGGGUUGGGUUGUUUUGGGUUUUGUUUGAUGUGGGGGGUGUAAAGGGGGAUUUGGGGGUUUGUUUGGUUGGGGGGGUGUUGUAUGGGGUGGGGAGGGGGGGGUUUGUUGUUUGGUUUGAUUAUUUGAGGGAUGGGGGGGGGGGUGUGGAUGUAGUUGGGUGGGUGUAA
Molecule: messenger RNA, 384 nt
Organism: Knipowitschia caucasica
Lineage: Eukaryota; Metazoa; Chordata; Actinopteri; Gobiiformes; Gobiidae
Source: the annotation of a GenBank genome assembly